ACCAGUGCGCUGGAGCAUCACGCGUGGGGAGAGCUCCGCUACCUGCUGCGCGACAAGAAAACACCUCAUUAGGUCUGUUACCAUCGAUGAGGAUGUCUUUCCUGUCAAGACUUGAAUUCCUCGCAAUGCUCGCAAUGCAUCUGGAUUAAGUUGGUGCUUUUAAUGGGAGGGCUCCGUAUCUGUGCGGGGGAAAUGAGGACAACCGUCGGUUUCCGUGGAUGAUGAUGUCCCACAAUGAACGCAGAGUUUCAAAAUCCAAUGCAGGUCCCUCGACCAAGGGUCCGCAGUCACCUCACUAUCAAAGUGCAGUCGAAGACAUCAAAAUCAUGGCCCCCUGUUCAUGGCCCGAAACCUUCCGUCGCCCCCAAACCCAGACCUCUCUCUCAGUCUUACCCACAGGGAGACACCUACUAUCAGCAGAGGUUCAGCAACGGAGGGCUGCCUCACUGUGAUGGGGAAGCAGGGGAUCCCCUUGAAAUGACUAAAGAGAGCCACAAUAAAGAGGAGAGAAAAGAGGUAGAGGGUGGGGUUAGUGGCAAUGACACAGGAGGGAAUGACAAAGAGGACAAAGGCGGAGAAACUGUGGUGGGAACAGAAAACGGAUCAGACUUAUUUGAUAAAGAUGGUGAUGUGGACAGCAUAGCCUCUGAUGAUACAAUCAAAGCAGAUGAUUUGAUUGACAUCACAGAGGAGGAAACAACAAACAGUGACUCAAUUAAGCCUGAAUGUGAUGAUCACACUGGUGAUGAGAGUAAAGUAUUGCCAUUACAUUUUCCACCUAAACCAGAAGAUGAGGGCGGAGAAGAGGUAGAGAAGAUCGAAAAAGGGUGUGACUCUAGAGAGCACUUAGAUCAACAAGAAGAGGUGCCACAUCUUCAGCAAACACAUUCAUCCAGUGAUAGUGGUGAGAACAAUAAUUCUGGACUUCAUGAAACAAGCACUGAGCUGCACAGUGGCUUCUUCACAAAUGAGCCUGAGUUAGAAAAUGGCAGAUUUACAUAUGGGUUCAGCAUGCUUCCAACUGUUACUGAGGAGUAUCCCUAUGAUAUGAUCGGUCCCACAGAUGAUGCUAGCGAUACGUGUGAGUCAUGUGACACAGCUGAAACAGGGGACACAGAAGUCUGGCAACCAGAGCGAGCCACCAAGGACAUCUCUGGUUGUUUUCGGUUCACAUCCAGCACAGAAGAUGUGUUUGGGCCUUAUUCCGUCAUAGAGGCAGUUCCAGGAGAAAUGAAUGGCACCGCUGAUCCCGAGUGGAGCCCUGAAGAGGAAGAUAAAUCAUCAUCAGCAAAUGAAGCUGAAAUCCAGGAUGCCUGUAACCAGGAACCUUACUAUAUGUCAUCAGAUGAUGUGGAUAAGCUCGAAGACAAGCAAGCCAACUCAGAACAACUUGAUACAGGGGAGGCCAUGGAGCAAUCUUCUCAACAUAAAGACAGAGCAAAAGACAAUGAGUCAGCAGAUGAAUAUGCAGAUAUUGAUGAUUCAAUCUGCUUAAAAGAUGAUAAUGUUGAGCAAUCUGAAGGUGUGUCAUCAGAAGAUUAUGUUGAGAUAGGUGAUGAGGAUGAGGAAGAGGAGGUGGAAAAGAAACAUAUACGAGUAAAAAGUGCAAAACAGAGGACAGCCCAGCGAGAACAAGCUUUACGCGGACAGAGAACAAGCUGUCAGCCUCGUCUCAGAUUGUGCAACAUCACAGUGCCAGCAGACCUAGACCUGGGCUGCACCCCAGAGCUCACCAACAGAGUGGUGUUUGCCCACACCACUGAGGCCUUUGAAGAAGACAUUGAAGAACUAGACUGCCAUAUUGUGCCUUACUAUGAAGACACAGACUCAGACAGCGAUGAGCAUAUAUAUGUUGAGGUUGGGUUUGAAUCAGAAGGGGAGAACUUCAUGCCUCUUGAUCGAAAAACCAUUGUCACACGAUCACGAUCCUAUUCUGGAAAGGUCUCAAAUUAUGUCCCAGAAACUGUACCAGAGGAGACAGGGACAGAGACUCAUGACUACUGCAUUGUACCUGAGGAUAAGAGCAGUGAGCCUCUCAGCCCCUCGCAACAGCCAGCAGUUAAUUGCAUAACUCCUUCUACGAAGUCUCGUCGCUUCUUGCUCUCCUCUCGCUCUGCCGAUGGUCCAGAAUUAUCCCUUUUCAGCUCAACAGAGAAUGACCAAUCAUUUAAAAAUGAGAUCAGGAUGAAGAGGAAGGAUGACACUCUUUCCCUUCCAUGUGUCAUAACUUCCUCUGGAAGCUUCUCCCAGCGCAGCCAUCAGUCAUCAAGUGGUGUUUCCACGCCAACGUCUCUAGCAGACAUACCUCCACCUUUUGAGCUGGUCCCAAUCACUAAGAGACCUGUCACCAAGAGUUCACCAUCCCUCUUGAUUCAGCAUGAACCAAGUGAAAUACCCAAGAAGAAGAAAUCUUCAUUUAAGCGCUUUCUGGCAUUCAAGUUUAAGAGGAAGACAGAUUCAAAGGGUUUUAGUGAUGGAAAUGUCCGCUCUUCGCGAUCUUCUUCUGAGUCCAGCCAUCAAGGCGUGAGAGUUGUAGAGCUUGAUCGCCGAAGCAAUGGUAGCUCACCUCAGCUUAAGUCCACCAUCGUGAGCCCCCAACAACCUCCAUCAAAUCUGCCAUCCUCUUUUAUUCUCUGCAAAGAUCACUACAUAAGGAAAGGGGAACUCAAAUCUGAUGGCAGGACUAUCUCCAGAGUGGAAUCCUUUGAGGAGCGCUCUCGCCGCUCCAUCAUGCCACUUCCAAUGACCAAACCUCGCUCCAUCUCCUUUCCCAGUGCAGAUACCUCAGACUAUGAAAACAUUCCAGCCAUGAGCUCUGACUAUGAGAACAUCCAGAUCCCAGGAAGACCCACCAGAUCCCACACUGUUACAGAAUUUUUUGAAAAUCCAAACCGCACAACAAUUGCAUCCAAUGAAAAUGAUGGUUAUGUGGAUAUGAACAGUUUCCCUGGGAUUGACAGCAAGCCCCAGCCAUUGAAAGCAGACUCUGAAAGUGCCUACACAGAACCUUUCCCCAUGAACCCAGUCUCUGCUGAGCUGUCAGCAGAUGAAGACCAUGGUCGUACCUCAGAGGAAGAAGAUGGGGCUUUAGAGCCAAGUUUUGACCAACAGAUUGAUGGCCGUUCUCGAGCGUUCUACAUUGCCAAAGAGCUUGUCGACUCUGAGAGAAUACAUGUUAGCGCCCUCAAGCACAUUCAUGAGUACUUUAGGUCAGCGGUGACUGAGGCAGUGGACGAGGAAGGGCAGCCAGCGCUCGAUGAGCAGAGGCUGGGGGAGAUUCUAUGUGUGCUUCCACAGGUUUACAACCUCCACAGCAGCAUCUUGGCUGAGCUGGAGGAGCGCAUUAGCAAUUGGGAGGAGAACCAGAAGAUGGUGGACGUGAUCUUAUCCCGUCGGGAUGAAUUCCGAGUGUUUGACACUUACAUCUCUGAGUAUGAUCGCAGCAUGUCCUUACUGGAGCAGAGCUGCAGAAGCAGCUCAGCUUUUGCCAGCAUUGUCAGGAAAUUUGAGGCUAAGGGUCCAGAAGAACCUGAAGUCCCAAUGAAACACCAGCUGCUCCAGAUCAUUGUGAGAGCGCUUCAGUAUCGAAUGCUGCUUACUGAUUACCUGAACAACCUCUCUCCCGAUUCCGAAGAAUACGAGAACACUCAGGCUGCCCUGGUAAUGGUGUCUGAGGUGGCAGACCUGGCCAAUGACAACCUGAAACAAGGGGAGAACCUGUUGCGUCUGGUCCACAUAGAGUACAGCAUGAAGGGGAAGAGGGACCUUCUGAAGCCUGGAAGGAUAUUCGUCAAAGAGGGUACACUCAUGAAGGUGUCCAGGAAGAGUAGGCAGCCAAGACAUCUGUUUCUGAUGAAUGAUAUUAUGCUGUAUACCUACCCCCAGCAGGAUGGAAAAUACAGACUUAAAAACACACUUUUCCUGUCAGGGAUGAAGGUGAGCAAACCGGUCCUGGACAGUGUGCUCAAUUGUCUUCGGAUUGAGGUGUCGGACAUCACUAUUACGCUCUCUGCCAGUUCGGUUGGAGAGCGAGAGGAUUGGUUCCACACUUUGAGUCGAGCUAUUGCAGACCACGCUGCAGGACUCUGCACAUUUGGUGGUCCCUGCAGUGAGGCCCGUGAGAAACUGUGGAUGGCUCUUGGUGAGGCUGCGCCUGUGCUUGUGCCAGUUUCCCAGGUGAUGAUGUGCAUGAACUGUACCUCAGAUUUCAGCCUUACGCUCAGACGACACCACUGUAACGCCUGUGGAAAGGUGGUGUGUCGAGCUUGUUCCAGGAACAGAUACCCUCUGAAGUACCUUAAGGACAGAUUGGCCAAAGUGUGUGACAAAUGCUAUGCUGAGCUCAGGAAAAGAGGUGGCAGCAUAUCGGGAGCGUGUGAUAACUCCAGCCCUCGGACUCAUCGGGCCAGUCGGCCCCUCUCUGCUGUUUUCCAAAGUCUGCAGCCUCCCAGUCUGUGGAAAUCCAGAAAGAGCGCUUCCAAUCUCAGCCAGGUGUUGCUUAGUGUGGAGGGCUCCACCAUGAGCGGCAGCCUGCAGCGCCGAAAGAAGAGCAAAAAGAAGUGGAAGAGGCUGUGGUUCCUCCUCAAAGAUAAGGUGCUCUACACCUUCACAACCCGUGAGGAUAAAGUGGCUUCGGAAAGUAUACCUCUGCAGGGCUUCAACGUCAAGCUGACAGAGAGGCCAGAUGGAGAAGAAAGCAGUAACAUGUUUCAGUUAUACCACAAGAAAACCCUCUACUACACCUUCAGAGCUGAUGAUCCACAAACUGCUCGCAGAUGGGUGAACGCCAUAGAAGAGGCUACAGUUUUAUAACACCUGCUCGCUGGGGUGAAUAAGCCCUUCUGCGUCCAGCUGUUAGGACUCCUGUGAAGGAGGAGCACAACAAAACUACCUGCUGACCACCAGUAAAGAUUCAGCACAUCUGACAUCUAAAGGGAUACUAAAGGAUAAAUCACUGGAUUUAGAAAAGGCUGUCACCCAGUGGCAAGGAACUGAAAUACAGAUAACUCAGAUUGUCCCUCUGUGAAGAAGAUAAUGCAUGUAAACAGUGAAGAUGAAUAUACACAGGCAACAGAUCAUGGGAGCCUUUUACUUUUCCGAAGCACCCUUUGAACACUGAACACCAGUGAGCCUAAAACAGAAGUAUUUUUUUCUCUUUUUCAAUGUUUUACAAUAAUCUUCCUGCAGAAAUCCACUAUACAGCUAUUCCGAGACAUUUUGAUCUUAUGUCUUUGUAUUUUAAUUUCUAAAAACAUCUACAGGCAUGAAAAAAAUAUCACUUAUUCCAAAGUAAAAAUGCAUCAGGCUGGACCAGCAAAACUCAAAGCAGCACUGUUGCCUUGCAGCAAGAAGGUCCUGGGUUCGAUUCCCGGCCUGGGGUCUUUCUGCAUGGAGUUUGCAUGUUCUCCUCGUGCAUGCGUGGGUUCUCACCGGGUACUCCAGCUUCCUCCU
Girardinichthys multiradiatus is the source of this 5451-nucleotide messenger RNA. It is a transcript of the gene fgd5a, whose product is annotated as FYVE, RhoGEF and PH domain containing 5a. The coding region runs from base 235 to 4812 and encodes 1525 amino acids. Gene Ontology annotation, cellular component: cytoplasm. Gene Ontology annotation, molecular function: guanyl-nucleotide exchange factor activity; metal ion binding. NCBI's taxonomy places the organism in Eukaryota, Metazoa, Chordata, Actinopteri, Cyprinodontiformes, Goodeidae. The record is from RefSeq and is a predicted model, not a curated record. The transcript has 21 exons.